Messenger RNA from Racocetra persica, 582 nucleotides. NCBI's taxonomy places the organism in Eukaryota, Fungi, Glomeromycota, Glomeromycetes, Diversisporales, Gigasporaceae. The record is from the annotation of a GenBank genome assembly.
AUGAUAAAAAUUUGUUUUCCUUAUCAAGUCAAGAAUGGUUAUAAUUUGGCUCAUUAUAUUGCGUCUAAACUUUCAGACUAUGAAAUUGGUAUAAAUGAUUUACUUCCUGAUUCCAUGCAUCUCAAAUAUACCGAAGCAGGUGUUACCAUCUAUCCAGGCUUAAAUCGUGAUACUCUAUUCAUGUUUGAUAAUAGUAGCAAUCAUGGUUUAUUUGCUGAAGAUGCCCUUUUGGUCUUGCAAAUAGAUAUGAAAGAUGGUACAAAAAAACCACUUCUUCAUGAUAAAAGAGGUUUAUGGAUAAAAAAAUGUGAUACAUGUAAAAAAAAUAAGCCUGAUCCAAACAACCUAAACUGUUGCACUUCGUAUAUUCUUUCAGCUCAACCUGACUUUGCAGCUCAAAGAUUACACAUACAAGAGAUAAAUAAUUUAUUAAAAAUUCGCUGCUUUGCUUGCUGUUCUGAACAAUUUAUGAGUGCUUAUGAACUUGAACUUUCUGGAAAGGCUGCUAACUUUGCAGUAAAGAAGUAUCGUUCUCAUCAUCGAAUUCCAGAACAAGUUCUUGAAGAAUUUGCUUAUGAUUAA